Messenger RNA from Aureobasidium vineae, 1353 nucleotides. NCBI's taxonomy places the organism in Eukaryota, Fungi, Ascomycota, Dothideomycetes, Dothideales, Saccotheciaceae. The record is from the annotation of a GenBank genome assembly.
AUGUCCAGCAGCACAAUGGCCACUCCUUGCCGGUCGGCGAUGCGACUGCUCUCGGCCAGAUCCAGGUACAUCCUGCAGAACCCUCGUCUCAAGUCGCCUUUGACGCAAACUCGCUACUCGUCAAGAUACAGCAAUCCCGCAGCUCGUGCAACCGGCUCGACCCUCUCGGCCAGAGCUCCCUCUUUCCUCGAUCAGCAACAGGUCGUCGACGUUGAAGAUGCAGAAGCCCGCCCGGUCAAUCCGCUGGACGAACUCGCCGCCCGCCGCGAGUUUGAAGCCAAACGUUCACAUGCCAUGCGGCGUAUGCGAUUCGCCGCUGUCGGUCUGCUCAUGAGUGUUGGUGGUCUUGCCCUUACUAUCUACAAUCUUGAUCUGGAUGAGUUGGAAAAGAGUGCCAACAAGAAGAAGGCUCAACUAGACGCAGGUCCUGGCUCGGAAGAUUUCCAAGGCCGCCACGUACAUGUCAUCGGCGCUGGUGACGACAAGAGAAUUGUAGCUGAAGGUGACCAAGAGCUGGACCUGGUCAAGACGGGCAGUGGCAGCGUGCCCUACUUCCCUCGUAAGAUCUUCCUGCCUAUCCCUGGUUCAAAGACCGCGAGAUCAGAAACUGCCCAACCCAACUCGCGCAUCAACCCUGGAAACGUGCAAAACCAAGAGGAAUACACCUUGGUCGGUCUCGGUAUUCGCACUGUCUCCUUCCUAUCCAUUGAAGUCUAUGUCAUGGGUCUCUACGCCCGUACCCAAGAUGUUUCCACUCUGCAAGCUCGUCUCAUUCACCUGAUCAACCCCAACGCUUCUACCCUUGUGCCCGGCGAGAAAGACAGUCUCAAGCAGCGCAUGCUCGAUCCCGACAUCAGCGUCGAGAUCUGGGAGCAGAUGCUGCGCGAAGAAGGCAUCCGUUCCGCCUGGCGUGUCGUCCCUUCGAAAAACACCGACUUUGCCCAUCUGCGCGAUGGCUGGGUCAAUGGAAUCAAGCGUGCCACUACCGAGAUCAACAGAGUCAAGCAACAGAACCCAGCAAUCGUCACCUCGGAUUACGAGAACGAGUCGUUCGGCGACGCCAUGCGCGACUUCAAGGGCAUGUUCAGUGGUGGCCGUACUCCCAAGGGCUCUGUUGUGCUGAUGUUGAGAGAUGCGCCUGGCUCUAUGGAAGUUCUGUUCGAGGAUCCGGCCAAGGGCACUGGUAUCGAGAGAGUCGGCAAAGUCGAGGAUCCUAGAAUCAGCAGGCUGAUCUGGAUGGGUUAUCUGGCAGGCAAGAAUGUCAGCUCGGAACCUACGCGAAAGGCUGUAGUCGAUGGCUUCGUAGGGUUUGCUGGCCGUCCCGUUGGAUCAGUGGAGACCAUGGUGAUCUAG